AUGUUGAAAGCUGUAAGCAUAGUUACGUGUUUAGCCACAAUUUCAAUUUAUUUUCUAUUAAUUAAUAUUAUCUAUCCUUAUGUGUGUUGGAGUAAACAUCGACCAUCAGAUGAUGACAGUUAUAUGUCACCACCGACGGCAACAUUUAUCAAUAAACGAUUGACAAGAGUUUGUUCCAAUAGAUAUCGAUUCAAUUUAAUGCCUAUGCCUUCGAAAAUCAUUGCGUCAAAUCGAGCAACUACGAUUCGUAUUCCGUCGAUGAUUCGUAUUGAAGCAAAACACUCGUUACCAUUUCCAAUUCCGAAAUCAUUUAAUAAUGCUUCAUUUAUACUUUCGAUUGAGUAUGAAUAUGAUAUGAAUAAUAAUCCUUAUCCGACUUUAGGAAUCGAUGAAUCAUAUCAACUCAAUAUAACGUCAAACAAUCGUGCUUUAUUACGCGCUAAAACCUAUGUUGGCAUUCUACGUGGUCUUUCAACCUUUGAACAACUACGAUCUCAUGAAAAAGUGCCUACACCACUUGCUAUUUUUGAUAAACCUCGAUUUAUUUGGCGUGGUUUAAUGUUGGAUGUUGCACGUCAUUUUAUUCCAAUAUCAAUUAUUCAAAAAACAAUCAAUUUUAUGCAUUUAGUAAAAAUGAAUGUCUUACAUUUACAUCUAUCGGAUGAUCAAGGUUUUCGUCUUGAAUCAAAACGUUUUCCUCGGCUUCAUGAUUCACACGCAUUUUAUUCGCAAUCAGAUAUGCAAAAUCUUAUUGAAUAUGCUCGACAACGUGCUAUUCGUAUUGUACCAGAAUUUGAUAUGCCAGCGCAUACAUCGGCGUGGUUCAUUGGCUAUCCGCAUUUAGCAACUACGCAAAAAAGUUCGUAUCAUUUAGAAAAAACAUGGGGUGUUAAAAAUGCUACUAUGGAUGUAACCCGUCCAAGUACAUACGAUUUUCUUGAUAAAUUCUUUUCGGAAAUGACACAAUUAUUUCCUGAUCGAUAUUUUCAUAUUGGCGGUGAUGAAUGUGAACCAUAUGAAUGGAUGGAAUCAGAACAAAUACAAAAAUUUCUUAAAAAAGAACGAUUAUAUAGUCAUCAAGAUCUACAAGCUUAUUUUAAUAGACGAAUUGAAAAAAUUUUGACAAAAUAUAAUCGUACAAUGAUUGGCUGGGAUGAAAUAAGUGCAUCGAAUUUUUCCAAGGAAGCAAUAAUUCAAUCAUGGUGA
Messenger RNA from Rotaria socialis, 1206 nucleotides. The record is from the annotation of a GenBank genome assembly. NCBI's taxonomy places the organism in Eukaryota, Metazoa, Rotifera, Eurotatoria, Philodinida, Philodinidae.